This is a messenger RNA of Ctenopharyngodon idella (grass carp), 2842 nucleotides long. It is a transcript of the gene bnip2, whose product is annotated as BCL2 interacting protein 2. Gene Ontology annotation, biological process: apoptotic process. The record is from RefSeq and is a predicted model, not a curated record. The transcript has 11 exons. The coding region runs from base 491 to 1897 and encodes 468 amino acids. Lineage: Eukaryota; Metazoa; Chordata; Actinopteri; Cypriniformes; Xenocyprididae. Gene Ontology annotation, cellular component: cytoplasm.
CUUCAUCUUAAUUUACCCGACACUUCCAAAAGAAGAAUGACGGCCGGUUAAAGCAACAGAUGAGAUGGGUCCGCAGAGUUUGUCAGCAAUUAAAACUGUCCUCUAGACCGUUAUCUACAAUUUUAAGUAUUAUCUGCAUGUAUUUUGAUAUGAUUGACACGCAUUCUCACCUUUAUAUCUUUUAAACUGACAGCAGUUGUGCUGUAGGAAGGAAGCAGGAGAGGAAAAGGGACUGACUGCGCACUAAACACACUCAUCGGGGAGUUUACUUAAAAGGGCAAGAUUGUUUUUCAACGUACUUGAUAGCCACAUAAACGCUCGUAUUUUAAACACAUUCUAUUAUAAGCAUUCAUAUUAAUCAGAGAUAUCUUAGACUAUGUAAAGACCUGAUUUGUUUAUUAUUAAGGUUUGUUUUUCGAGCAAAAGGAUUGUUUUUCUUGUGUUUUGCUGAUCGAUAAUAAUCGAUCACAUACCCCCGACGUGAUCGACCAUGGCCACAGAUGUGAUAGCGACUGAAGAAGUCUCAAACCAGAGAGACUCGAGUGAUAUGAACGCUAACAAAAGUAAUCCCGAAUCAGACACACCCAACCGGACAUUUGAGACGCAAGAAAACAGAAAUAUAAGUAGCCCAACAUCAUUAUCAUCAUCUUCGGCUCAUUCUGGAGAAGAACUACCUGAGGACUCCACAACAGGGAAUUCACUGGCGAAUGGAAACGGUGCGAUCCGAACAGGAGAUCCGCCGCAGGAAGCAGCGACUCCAGACAAUAGACAAAAACAAGGCGUGAGGACUUCAACUCCUGUGCGACCACUGCACACACACUCACCAGUUGAACACAAUGGAAGUUUUGAGCACCAGGAGUCAGUGGCGACCACAGAGGCGCGGCUGAGAAUGGAAGGGGUGGAGCUAAAGGAGGAGUGGCAAGAUGAGGAUUUCCCCAGGCCUCUCCCAGAGGAGGAAGAUAUUCAGCUUGAUGAGGAGCUUUUCACUGGGUCUUCUGGUGAAGGAGCACCUGCUUCACAAUCCUACGGACUAAACAGCGCAAAGAAAACUAAAAAGAAACUUCUGGCUCCGGAAAUCAGCCUAAAUCUAGACCACAGUGAAGGCUCGGUCCUGUCAGAUGAGCUGGAUGAGAGUACAGAACUGGACCUGGAUGAUAUAGACACCCCUUCAGACAACAGCAACGAGUUUGAGUGGGAAGAUGAUCUCCCAAAACCCAAAAGCACAGACCUGCUGCGUAAAGGAGUGGAGUCGGUGCAGGAGUACGCCACCACAGAGGAACGGGAGGAGGGCCGUCGCUGGAGAGUUUUCCGUAUCGGAGAACAGGAGCACCGAGUGGACAUGAAGGCCAUUGAGCCCUACAAGAGGGUUAUCAGCCAUGGAGGUUACUAUGGCGAUGGAUUGAAUGCCAUCAUCGUCUUUGCUGUUUGCUUUAUGCCUGAGAGCAAUCAACCAAAUUACAGAUACAUCAUGGACAAUCUUUUCAAGUAUGUCAUAGGAACCCUAGAACUGCUUGUAGCUGAGAACUAUAUGAUUGUAUACCUGAACGGAGCCACCUCGCGCCGAAAGAUGCCCAGCGUGGGCUGGCUCAGGAAGUGCUAUCAGCAAAUAGAUCGAAGGUUAAGGAAGAAUUUGAAGUCUUUGAUAAUUGUGCACCCGUCCUGGUUUAUUCGCACCCUCUUGGCCCUCACAAAACCUUUUAUAAGCUCAAAAUUUAGCCAGAAAAUCAAGUAUGUGUACAGCCUGACAGACCUGGCUGAGCUUGUCCCGAUGGAGUACGUUUCCAUACCAGACUGCAUUAAACAGUUUGACGAAGAAAAAAAUAGGAAAAAACGUAAAAGGAUUGACAAGGACAUGCAUGGAAAAGUGGAGAUAGCAACUGCUGCAGUGCCAGAGUGAGUCAGAAGAAGAGCUGAAGAAGCUGGAAGAAUAAAAGAAUGUAUUGGGUUUCUUUUAACUGGAGAACGCAAGAUAUUGAUGUCAGAAAAGUGCCUUUUAAAGGAAUAUUUCAACCCAAAAUGAAAGUUCAGUCAUCAUUUACUCACCCUCAUGUCAUUCCAAAUCCAUAUAUAUAUUUUUUUUUUCCCCCUGUGGAACACAAAAGAAGAUAUUUAGCAGAAUGUCCAAGCUGCUCUUUUCGAUAGCCAUGGUCCCCAUUUACUUUCAUUGAAUGGAAUAGAGCAACUUGUACUUUCUGCUAAAUAUCUCCUUUUUUUGUGUUCCACACAAGAGUCAUAUAGGUUUGGAACGACAUGAGGGUGAGUAAAUGAUGUCAGAUUUUUUAAUUUUUGAGUGAACUAUCCCUUUAAAGCUGCGACUGCCUGUUACUUUAUGACCUUUUUUCUGCCUGUUGCAUUUGUGUGCCAAACACCUGUCAGAUGGCAUCUGGUUUCUGUGCGUUAAACAUUUUUAAUAACCUUUUAUGUAUCAUUUCAAUAAGUAGAUACUGUCAACAUGUUCUAGUUCUUAUAUCUUGCCCUUAGUUAAGGCACUCUGUUUUCGAAAUAGUCGAUGCAUGUUCUUCAUUACAAUACAUUUAAAUAUCUAUAUUUAUAUCAAAAGGCGAUAAAGGAGAAAGAUUAAUAUAUUUUUAUGACUGAAAUGCUUUUUUUAGGGCCACAGUCUGGCAUUGUUUGUCAUCUGCUCACUGAACAUCUCAUAGUUAUACCACAUAUUGUUUACUGCUGAAUGUCUUGUUUGAUUUGAGAACGUGGAGAAAGAAGACAGUAAGGAAACAAUCAAAAAUGUAUUGAAGCAGUAACAUUUCUCCAAUUCACAUUCAUUAAUGGUUUGGGAGGGUGGGAUUCUUGUGUAUGUUCUUGCAAGUAAACUUCCACACAAAAA